UUGAACUUGUGUCUUCUCUGGGACAUAUGACUGCAUCACACGGCACCAAGGAUAUUCAGAAGAAUAUCAUUGCUUCCACCUGCGCCGCUCUCCACACUCACGCUCCUGCAGCCACCUUUUCUGAACUCCAUCCACUGAUGAUGCAACCACAUCUGCCACCUGACCAUGGCUCUCAGGAGGAGACGAAGGACAAAGACCCAGUGCAGCCUUCAGGACCCACACGGCUGCAGAAGGCCAGGGCCCGAUUCCUCAAGGGAGUCUCCUACUUCUCUGGAAACAUGGAGGUGUUUGGAAAAUGGAUGGAAAAACAGUUCCUCCUGCUGCAGCUGCUGGACUGGGUUCUGCGUGGAGCUGCCCAAGUGAUGUUUGUCAACAACCCUCUGAGUGGUCUCAUCAUCUUUGGCGGCCUUAUCCUACAGAACUACUGGUGGGCCCUCAAUGGUUUUGUGGGCACACUUUUUUCUACCAUCUCUGCCCUCAUUCUGCAGCAGAACAGGGGUGCCAUAGCUGCAGGGCUGUAUGGGUACAACGGCAUCUUGGUGGGUCUGCUGAUGGCUGUGUUCUCCGGUGCAGGAGACUGGUACUGGUGGCUUCUGUUACCCAACAUCUUCAUGUCCAUGAUGUGCCCAGUCCUAACCAGCGCCAUCGCAUCGAUCAACAGUCGCUGGGAUCUGCCCGUGUUCACUCUGCCCUUCAACAUCCUGGUUUGUCUCCACAUGGUCGCCACCGGUCACUUCAACCACCACUUCCCUCAGGUUCUCAUUCAGCCUCGCUCGGAGCUGCCCAACAUCACCUGGGCUGAAAUCGAUGUUGCCAAGCUGUUCAUGUCAGUGCCUGUGGGAAUAGGCCAGGUUUAUGGCUGCGACAACCCUUGGACAGGAGGAAUCUUCAUCAUCUCACUCUUCAUCUCUUCUCCCAUCACCUGUGCUCAUGCUGUCCUGGGAUCUGCAGUGGGCAUGGUUUCAGGUCUGGCUCUGGCUGCUCCUUUUGGAGACAUUUACUUUGGCCUCUGGGGAUACAACUGUGUGUUAGCCUGCAUCGCUAUAGGGGGGAUGUUUUAUGCUCUCACCUGGCAGGUACACCUGCUCGCACUUACAUGUGCAUUUUUCUGUGCAUACCUCGGCUCAGCCAUUGCCAACAUUAUGUCCAGGUUUGGUCUGCCCGCCUGCACCUGGCCUUUCUGCCUCUCUGCACUUACGUUCCUUCACUUAACCACCGAGACCAAAAAGAUCUUCAAACUCCCACUGGCCAAAGUCGUCUACCCCGAGAAGAACCUGGCCUUCUUCUGGAAAAUGAAGAAGGACGAGAAGAGGGAGAAGGCAGAGAAGGAGAAAAAGGAGGAGGAGGAGGAGCAGAGAGCCAACGAGGAAAGGGAAAUGGUAAAUGAGAAGGAGCAGUUGAGGCUUGAGCUCGCCAUGGCAGAGGAAGGGAGAGCUGACAGCGAGGCAUCAGAUUAUAACGAUUUGAAAAUAUUUGUGUCCAAAGAAAAUGCCAGCGAAGACGAUGACGUUGCAAUCAGUUUCGCCGAGUCUACGUAAAUAACAUGCUGCACAAAUCCAAAAAUCUAUAUUUCUAAUAAAUAUUUUUUUU
This is a messenger RNA of Solea solea (common sole), 1590 nucleotides long. It is a transcript of the gene slc14a2, whose product is annotated as solute carrier family 14 member 2. The transcript has 10 exons. The record is from RefSeq and is a predicted model, not a curated record. Gene Ontology annotation, biological process: urea transmembrane transport. NCBI's taxonomy places the organism in Eukaryota, Metazoa, Chordata, Actinopteri, Pleuronectiformes, Soleidae. Gene Ontology annotation, molecular function: urea transmembrane transporter activity. Bases 27 to 1538 code for a protein of 503 amino acids. Gene Ontology annotation, cellular component: membrane.